This is a messenger RNA of Penicillium macrosclerotiorum, 621 nucleotides long. Its product is annotated as ferredoxin family 2Fe-2S iron-sulfur cluster binding protein. Gene Ontology annotation, cellular component: mitochondrion. The transcript is spliced from 3 exons. Gene Ontology annotation, molecular function: 2 iron, 2 sulfur cluster binding. Gene Ontology annotation, biological process: positive regulation of oxidoreductase activity; P450-containing electron transport chain. NCBI's taxonomy places the organism in Eukaryota, Fungi, Ascomycota, Eurotiomycetes, Eurotiales, Aspergillaceae. Bases 1 to 621 code for a protein of 206 amino acids. The record is from RefSeq and is a predicted model, not a curated record.
AUGGCGCUCUGGCGAGAAUUCGGCCUGCAAUUGCGCCGUGCGGUGCCCAAGGCUACUGCCGGAGAUGUGUGUCUUGCUCAAUCACGGAGAUACGUUAGCCACCAAACAGCGCCGUGGAGAACCGGAGGGGUCAGACACUCAAGUUGGUUGAACUCCAAGGCAAAGAAGAACCCUCGAGUCUCAUCACAGAGCUGGACAGCUAUCCAGCGGUCAUUUUCAGUGACUGUGCAAGCUGCUCAUGGCCACAUCACGCCGCCCAAGGCCGGUGAAGAGAUCAAUGUCACCUUCAUUGACAAGGAUGGCACCAAGGUCGCAUUGCAGGUAUCGGAGGGAGACAAUUUGCUAGAUAUCGCACAAGCCAACGACCUCGAAAUGGAAGGUGCUUGCGGUGGCUCAUGUGCAUGCUCAACGUGCCAUGUUAUUGUCGAAGACCCGGACAUGUUCGAUAAGAUGGAGGAGCCCUCGGAUGAUGAGAAUGACAUGCUGGACCUGGCAUUUGGCCUGACCGAGACAUCGCGCUUGGGCUGCCAGGUGAUCAUGAGCAAGGACUUGGACGGUAUCAUUGUGCGCUUGCCAUCCAUGACGCGAAAUCUUCAGGCGAGCGACUUUGAAUCGAAGUGA